Molecule: messenger RNA, 3043 nt
Organism: Oncorhynchus mykiss (rainbow trout)
Lineage: Eukaryota; Metazoa; Chordata; Actinopteri; Salmoniformes; Salmonidae
Product: myeloid-associated differentiation marker homolog
Cellular component (GO): membrane
Source: RefSeq, a predicted model, not a curated record
ACACCAUCAUAAACACAGGAGGAGUUUGGCUCGACACAGGCAUGCUCUGGUCUCCACAGCAUGGGGAAGGAGACUUGGAUAAGGCAGGAAUGAGAGAAGGUCUUACCUCCCUUGAAAUUGUAGUGCUUUACUGGAAGGUCCUUAGUCGGCAGGGGAAUGCACAGAGAGACAAAGACGGUAGGAGAGUUAGGAGGAGUGGAGAUGUCAAUGUGACACAGUGGAGAAAAGAAAGUGACGCAGCAGAACAUUACUGGGUGAGCUUCCAUGAAGAGGAGAAUGUAAGUCUUUAAGAGGCAACAGUAAAUGAACACAGUUAAUUGAAUCAGUGAUUCAUUCAAAUGUGAAAUAUGUGCAUUUGAUAAAAGAGAGCAAAGGAGAGAGACAGAAAGAAGAACAUUAGCCAGAAGAAAGAGAGAGGAAAAAGAGAAACUUUAGCCAAACAAAAAGUCAAGGAGUGAACAGUCACCCAGAGUCCCUAGAUAGGUCCUUCAACAGUAUCUCAUCAUGGUGAACCUGGACCUGAGGUCUCUCACCCUGCCGGUGGGCAUCAUCCGUAUGUUGGAGGUGGUCCUCACCUGUGUCUCCUUCAGUCUGGUGGCCUCGGCAGGCCAUGUGCUCUCCACACACUGGGACUGGUGCAUGUUCACCUGGUGCUUCUGCUGCUUCUUCUCCCUCUUCAUCCUCAUCAUGGAGUUCACCCGCUUCAGUGCCAAGGUGCCCAUCUCCUGGGAUGACUUCACCACGGCCUUCGCCGUGCUGGCCGCACUAAUGUGUUUCACCUCCUCCGUCAUCUACCCCACCUUCUUCACCUGCCCCACCUGCUACCGCCAGAUUGCCGCCACCGUCAGCUCCCUACUCUGUUUCGGAGUGUACGUCGGCGAGGUGGUGUUGGCCCGCCUCCGGCCCGGUGGUGAGAUCAGUGGCUUCCUGUCCACUGUCCCGGGCCUCCUGAAGAUCCUGGAGACUGUGCUGGCCUGUAUUAUCUUUACGUCGCUGGAUCCGGCAAGGUUUCUGUUUCAUCCGGGACUGCAGUGGUGCGUGGCGGUUUAUUCCCUCUGCUUCAUCUUCGCACUCGUCAUCAUCUUCCUCACCGUCGGUCAGCUGCUGUCGCUCUUCCCCUUCUCGUUUGACAAACUGCUCACGGUCUAUAAUAUUCUGGCCACCAUGAUGUACAUGACUGCCACGGUCAUCUGGCCGCUGUAUAGUUUCGAGAACAACCCCCGGCCCGUUCCGUGUUCCCCCUGUCCCUGGGACAAUCUGGUUGUGGUGACGUUCAUGACCGUGAUCAACCUGGUGAUCUAUAUUUUGGAUACGAUCUACUCGAUAAAGGUGGUCUUCUUCACAUUGGAUGAGGAAUAGGCCAGAUUCUCAGGAACCUUGACUCCAACUUUUCCAGAACCGGUCAAUGACUGACACACUAUCAUAUUGCAUGGAGAAAAUACUGUUUACUGAAUAAGAAACUCCAGCACGCUGGUAAUCUUGAUUCUCCACAUAUGGUUGAAAAGAUCCAUUUCAUUUCUAGAGAAUGAAGAGUUUAUUUUCAAAUCAAUGACUGAGAGCUUGGAAGAAGAACAUUUGCAGAACGUUGGCAGAACAUUUGCUGAUGUCUUUUGCCUCAGACAUGUGGAAGAUAUUUAGUUAUUCCUAUAACACUGUAAAUGAACUCUUAUUGCAGAUGAGGAUUCUACAGGCAAGGACACACUGUUUAUCACUUGUAGCUAUUAAAGUGUGCAGUAGGAAGCUGAGUUAAUGAUUGAUCGUAUCGAUUUCAUAGAAAUUAAAAAUACAGAACUUUGGAUCCUGAUGCAAAUACAAUAUGAAUGUCUAAUCUGGCAACAUGGUAUGUAUAACCUAAAACCUAGUUCCUUUGGGCCAAAGGCACUAGCAGCAAUAUAGAUUCUGCCAAUUGCAAAGGAUUUGUGAUCUUAUAUUCAUGUUGACCACUUCUUUCUUGGUUGUUAGACAUGUUCUCUUGUUGUACUGCUAGUUGGCUCACUAACUGCCAGAUAGUUGAUUACCUGAUUACCAGCGCUAUGUGGACUGCACACUAUAAACAAAUGGUUCUACAGUAUAUAGUGCCAAAUAAUAGUUAUUUGGCUCAUAAUGAUAGUGUAUCCUAUUUUGGUACUAUAUAGAACCCUUUUUUGAAGGUUCUAUAAAGAACCAUGUUCACAAGGUUAUAAAUUGAACUAUUAUGGUGCUAUAAAGAAACCUUUCCUAAGGUUCUAAAAAUAACUUUAAAAAAAGUUCUACAUAGCACCAAAAAGGGUUCCACUAUCAUUACAACCCUUUUUGGUGCUAUAAAGAACCCUUUUUAAUGGUUAUUUAUAGAGCCUUUAUGGAGAAUGGUUAUAUUAAAUUAAGAACCUUUCUCAAUCUCAAAGGUUCUACAAAGAACCCUUUGAAGAACCAGAGAGAGAUAUUUAUUCUGGUUAGACAUAUACUGUUAAAAUUCCAUAGGUGUCGUUGAAUCAGGUGUGAUAGCUCUGGAACAGCUGGGGGGCUCUGAGGAGAGAAUUGAGAACUGCUGGUUUAGGUAUUUUUAAAAGACUGGAGUUGGAAGGGGACUCAACUCAAGAACUGAUCUUUCAUUAUGAUGUUGACCUUUUCUUACAAGCCCAUAGAAUAGGGAGAGGUAAUCAGAUAAAGUUUGUGUACAGGACAGGGGACCUUCUCCAUUGAAGUGUACCAUCUUUCAGAUGCAGACAUAGGGUGCAUUCAAAAUGUUCAGUAGUGCACUAUAUAGGGAAUAGGGUGCCAUUUCGGAAGCAUCCAUAGACAUUUCAUUCUGUCUGCUUUUGAAUGGGCUUGACGAUUAUAUCCUCAAAUUCAUGAAAACACAGUCAUGUAAGAUAUAUAAAAACUGAUAUUCGUGUUUGUGGAUUAAUUUACUUCUGCUAGAUGCCUUUCAUUAACCUCUAUGGGAUCGGUGACCCACCCUCAGGACGGUUGAGCUAACGUGCGCUAAUGUGAUUAGCAUGACAUUGUAAGUAACAAGAACAUUUCCCAGGACAUAGACAUAUCUUAUAUGGGCUGAAAGCUU